Gilbertella persicaria is the source of this 392-nucleotide messenger RNA. RefSeq names its product 30S ribosomal protein S21e. Gene Ontology annotation, cellular component: ribosome; cytosolic small ribosomal subunit. NCBI's taxonomy places the organism in Eukaryota, Fungi, Mucoromycota, Mucoromycetes, Mucorales, Choanephoraceae. Gene Ontology annotation, molecular function: structural constituent of ribosome. The record is from RefSeq and is a predicted model, not a curated record. Bases 61 to 321 code for a protein of 86 amino acids. The transcript has 3 exons. Gene Ontology annotation, biological process: endonucleolytic cleavage to generate mature 3'-end of SSU-rRNA from (SSU-rRNA, 5.8S rRNA, LSU-rRNA); translation; endonucleolytic cleavage in ITS1 to separate SSU-rRNA from 5.8S rRNA and LSU-rRNA from tricistronic rRNA transcript (SSU-rRNA, 5.8S rRNA, LSU-rRNA).
AAAAAAAUUUGCUGCAAACAAGCUCUGGUUUCUUCCUCUUUCCUUUUACACAAAUACACAAUGGAGAACUCUGAAGGCCAAGUCAUCGAUCUUUACAUUCCUCGCAAGUGCUCUGCCACCAACCGUCUUAUCACUGCCAAGGACCACGCCUCUGUCCAAAUCAACAUUGCUGAUGUUGAUGCUGAAGGUCGUGCCCAAAACACCUUCUCCACCUAUGCUUUCUGUGGUUUCCUCCGUAAGGAAGCUGAAUCUGACGAUGCCCUUAACCGUCUCUCCCAAGAAGAUGGCUACUUGAAGAACGUCUUCUCUUACCAACAAUAAAUUCAUAAGAGCAUGUCUCUUGUCGUUGUGUGUAGUUUUUAUUGAUUUAAUAAAAAUGCAAGGUACAAUUA